Cetraspora pellucida is the source of this 651-nucleotide messenger RNA. NCBI's taxonomy places the organism in Eukaryota, Fungi, Glomeromycota, Glomeromycetes, Diversisporales, Gigasporaceae. The record is from the annotation of a GenBank genome assembly.
AUGUCUAAAUUCGAUAACAAGGCCUUUUCAGAAAUUAUGGGCUAUACUUCUAUAGCUUGUUGGAUUGUGGUUAGCAUUCCACAGCUUUAUGAAAACUAUAAGAGAAAAUCAAGCCAUUCUGUAUCGAUAGCUUUUUUUUACAUAUGGCUUGCUGGUGAUUUACUCAACUUGACGGGAACUAUUUUACAGGAGUUAUUACCAACGAUGAUUUAUCUUGGCAUAUAUUACGUCAUAUCUGACAUCGUCAUAAUAUUGCAAAUUCUUUAUUAUCGUCGUCGUCGCGGAAAUACUUUAUAUAGUGAAUUAGUUUACGACUCAUCCAGAGAAUUAGAAUCAGCCCCCUUACUAUCUGAACGAUCCAAUCCCGUACACAAUUCAAAAUUAAAAGAAUCAUUUGGAAUUUUAUUUGGAAUAAUAGGCGUUUUCUUAGCUGGCUUUAUUGUUUAUUCUUUCUCCUCUUUAUCUCGACAUUUCAAUCCAUUAUAUGUAAAAGAAAGUUUUAACAUAUUGAUUCAAUAUGAUAGCGACAUGCCAUCGCAUAUGAAAUUGCUGCCUCAAAUCUUGGGAUGGUGCAGUGCUGCAUUUUAUCUUCAAGAAUUCCGCAAAUUAUCAAAAAUCACAGAUCAAAAUCAACUGAAGGAUUAUCAUUAG